This is a messenger RNA of Pantherophis guttatus, 2146 nucleotides long. It is a transcript of the gene CABLES1, whose product is annotated as Cdk5 and Abl enzyme substrate 1. Gene Ontology annotation, cellular component: cytosol. Gene Ontology annotation, biological process: nervous system development; regulation of cell cycle. Lineage: Eukaryota; Metazoa; Chordata; Lepidosauria; Squamata; Colubridae. The record is from RefSeq and is a predicted model, not a curated record.
CAAGCCAAAAGUCCCCUGCUUCGCGCGGCUGGCGCUCCCUCGCCUCGCCCCAGCUUGCUGCUAACCCUCAGCUCGCCGCCGGGGAGGUCGCGCCUGCCGCUCGAAGUCUCAUUCUUGCCCGCUCCGAGGGAGGGACAGAGGGUAGGCGGGCGGGCGAGCGAGCGCCACAGACAAUGGCGGCGGCAGCGGCGGCGGCUCCUCCUGCCGCCGCCGCCGCCACUACCACCACCACCAGCAGCCCCGGUGGUGCCAGCAGCGGCGACGGCAGUACAUUCCACCAGCAGCUGGAGCCCUGCUUAAGGAAGCCGCCGCCGCCGCGUAUGGACCCGCGGCGGAGGCAGGCUGCUCUCUCCUUCCUAACGAAUAUCUCGCUGGACGGGCGGCCGGUGUUGCAGGGCGAGGAGGGCGGCGAAGAGAGCGACGUCGGCGCGGGAGCCGCUGCAAGGACUGCUUCUGCUGCAGCCUGCGGUAUCAGCAGCAGCAACAGCAUUCGGACUCGUCGGGGCAACCUGAGCGCUUUCCAGCCGCCCGCCCCGCAGCAGUACGCAGUUUAUGCCAGCGCCUGCGGUGGCAGCGGCAACAGCAGCAGCAGCGGCAACGUCAAGCUCAUGAGCCCCCUGGGAGCGGCUGACCAGCCGCAGCAGGGCGAAGACGACGAGCCGGAGGAGGACGAGGACGAAGAUGCCUUCGCUAGCGUGCAGGUGCCCAUCGCCGCCGCCGCCGCUGCUGCCACCCUCCCGGGUUCCUCUGGGACCCCCUGUGCAAGGGGUCGCCUCAACUCUUUCACUCAGGGAAUCCUGCCCGUCUCCUUCGCCAGAACCACCCCACAGAACUAUUGCUCCCUUGAGCAAGGCCCGGUGGGCGCCAGCGCUUUUGAGCUGCAGAGGUCCAGACGUCGGCUAAUUUCCCAGAGAUCUUCAUUGGAGACUUUGGAAGACAUUGAAGAAAAUGCUCCUUUAAGGAGAUGCCGGACUCUGUCAGGCUCACCCAGACCAAAGAACUUUAAGAAGAUUCAUUUCAUCAAGAAUUUGCGGCAGAAUGAUACGAGAAGUGGCAGAAUAGUCCUUAUUAGUGGCAGAAGAUCCUUCUGCAGCAUAUUUUCAGUGCUGCCAUAUCGGGAUUGUAGCCAUGUUGGAGAUAUGAAAACAGAAGGUGGAAGGCAAUGUCAUUCUACUGCAGGUGUUUGCUUGAAAGACAUAGUUGGCCUUGAAGGUGUGGAAUUAGGAGCUAAUGGAAAGACUGUUUCUUAUACCCAGUUUCUCUUUCCAACCAAUGCCUUGGGGACACGGAGAAACACGAUAGACUCGACCUCAUCCUUUUCACAAUUUCGUAAUGCAAGCCAUCGUAGCCUUUCAUUGGGAAGAGCUAAUAGCACCCAAGGGAGCAUAGAUACAGGCAGUGACUUGGGAGAUUACACUGAAUACAACCCUAAUCUUCUAGAUGAUCCUCAGUGGCCAUGUGGAAAACAUAAGCGGGUGCUGAUAUUUCCUUCCUAUAUGACUACAGUCAUUGAUUAUGUGAAGCCAUCGGACCUUAAGAAAGAUAUGAAUGAGACCUUCAAGGAGAAGUUUCCUCACAUCAAGUUGACACUCAGUAAAAUAAGAAGCUUGAAGCGAGAAAUGCGCAAACUAGCUCAAGAAGAGUGUGGUUUUGAGGAGCCUACUGUGGCUAUGGCCUUUGUCUAUUUUGAAAAGCUUGCUCUCAAAGGAAAACUCAACAAGCAAAACAGAAAGCUCUGUGCUGGAGCAUGCGUCUUACUAGCUGCCAAAAUUGGCAGUGACAUCAAAAAGCAUGAAGUCAGGCAUCUUAUAGAUAAACUGGAAGAAAAGUUCCGCUUGAAUAGGCGAGAGUUGAUUGCCUUUGAGUUCCCGGUGUUAGUGGCCUUGGAAUUUGCUCUUCAUCUACCUGAACACGAAGUGAUGCCACAUUACAGACGCUUGAUCCAGAAUUCCUAGCACAGGCUACCCUUCCAAGAAGGGGGAGGGGUUUAAAAACUAUUGUCUAUUUUGCUCAGAAGAGCAACAAGUUACUACUGAAAAUGCAAAAAAGAAAAAAAAAUGGGAUGCAGAAGCCCCAGUGCCCUUUCUUCUCUUUCAAUGCAGUUUUUCAACCAGAUAUUAGGAAUAAAACGGUGAAUUCCUUAAGA